AUGAUACCUCAUUUGUGCCUGGUUCUCUUGACUUUAAGCCUAACAACGGCAUUUCCGCUGUCAUUUAUGUGUGAUCAUGUGUGUAGCAUCCCCCAGGGGAUGGUUAAUGAGGCAACACAGCUGUUGAGAUAUGGGUGUCACUGCAUUGGAGGAGAUUAUACGCCAUCCGAAAACUCCACAACCACAACCGCCAUACCACCAGGGCCACAGAAUCCCCUCCUGAAGAGAGCUGGAGGCACUGAUCCAGACUCACCUGCUUACCCGCCCAUGUUGACAAUGUGCGAGCUGCUCUGCAUGCUACAGAUUGGCGGUGAUGCGUGUCAAUGCAGCGCUCCGCUGGUUCCCGGGAGAUGA
Messenger RNA from Candidula unifasciata, 354 nucleotides. NCBI's taxonomy places the organism in Eukaryota, Metazoa, Mollusca, Gastropoda, Stylommatophora, Geomitridae. The record is from the annotation of a GenBank genome assembly.